AUGUCGACUAAUGUAAUGUUGAUUCCUCUCCCAGCUGAUGACAGCACCCCUAUGGAGCAGCCAGUCCCCUCAGAGGGGGAGUCAGAGGCCCUUCCGGCUGCAGAGGACUCGUCUGAAACUGUUGCUGCCAGCACAGAUGUGUACGUCCCUUCUCAGAUACCUUAAUGAAGGCAUUUUUGAGAUGUGCUAGAAAAAAUAGAGAUUUCUUAGUCAACAUUUCAAAUGACAUUUACUGGCAAUACCUAUAUGUUAACAAGUCACACCCGUAUGACAUUCGCCACAAAAUAUUGAUUUUUCAAGCAAACUCCCACUGUGCUGCCAAGAGUUGCUGAAUAUCCUCAGCUCAUGAGGGCUGUAGUGCACUGCCCAGCAUUACAUGGGAGACAUGCAGUCAGAUGUGUAGUCCCAAAUAAUCUUAGCUGGGUUUAUAUUUUUUGUGUUUGGUCAUGUUGGAGGAGUAUAAUAUGGAAUAGAAUUGAAGUUUGAAGUGAGUGCUUAAGUCAUUUUACACACAUUAUACCUUUUUGGGAUCCAUUUACCUGCGUGCUGUCUGUCUAAAACUGAGCCUCUGUCUAUCUGCACAGGGAGAGCAGCGUGAGGGCCUGUGCUCUAUGUAACUGUGUGGAGCGCAGCCUCCACGGACAACGGGAACUCCGACAUUUUGGGCCAUUUUCCUCCCGGCCCGCCCUGGAGCCUUCCGCUUCCUCACUGCCAGGGCCCGGGAACGAUGACCUGUCUUCCAUCGGAUUCUCAGACUCCGACGCAUCCUGUCUGGCAGCACUCUUCGAUGACACAGGUGGGAUUUCAAACAUCUCAUCACAUUUUGAUUUCGUUUUUUUAUUUGAGCUGCCUUCUUGGUCAGGUCUCCUUUGAGAAAGAGGUAUUUUGACCUCAAUGGGACUACCUGGUAAAAUAAAGGUUACAUUAAAAUACAUUAUGCCCAUCGUGGAUAUUAUACACAUUGUGCACUCUGCACAGUAAACGUAUCCCAAAACCAUAUUAGAAAGUGUUUAAUCGAAAUUCUCUAGGCAUUUGUUUUAGAUCAAAUCCCUGUAGCUCAGUUGGUAGAGCAUGGCGCUUGCAACGCCAGGGUUGUGGGUUCGUUUCCCACGGGGGGCCAGUAUGAAAAUGUAUGCACUCACUAACUGUAAGUCGCUCUGGAUAAGAGCGUCUGCUAAAUGACUAAAAUGUAAAUGUAAAUUUCAUCUCUCAGUUUUGUUUUGUUUUAAAGCAAACUGAUUCAUCCAGAAGAUAUAUAAUCCCUGAUCAGAAGCGAGGGACCAUUCAGAUGAGAAGUGUCUAAUUGUGUGUUGUGGUGAACAGGGGGCUGCUGCGUGCAUCACUGGUGUGCGGUGUGGUCAGAGGGAGUGAAGCAGGCGGAGGAGGAGCUGGAGAAUGUGGACAAGGCCGUCAUCUCAGGGACACAGCAGGUAGGUUAAACACAUGACACCUCGGAUUUAAAUCUUUGCAAACUCUGAAGUCACAAUUUGACGAUUGUUCUUGGAAUAAACAUGUAGGCACCCUUGAGUGGUACAGUUCUGACAUUUGUAGAAAAAGAAAAACAUACACCAUCUGGAAAUAAUAGUUAAGAAUUUUUAUUAAUUUCAAUUGUGGAGUUCUGAAAUUCUUCCUAUUGGCACUGUCUCUCACCUGUAACCUUGUCUUUGAACCUUCCUUUUAGCUGUGUGAAUAUUGCAAGCGUCUGGGUGCUACCAUCCGGUGCCAUGCUGAGGGCUGCUCACGGUUCUACCACUUCCCCUGCUCUGCUGCCAGCGGCUCCUUCCAGUCCAUGAAGCAGCUGGCUCUCCUCUGUCCAGAGCACAUGGACAAGGCUGAGGAGAUGGGUAAGGACACCUCCCAAUCAAGUUGAGGUCAAAACCCCAACUCGAUCAUUAGGUUAUGCUUUGUAACUGAGGUGUGUGUCCUCUGUGGUUUGUGUGAUGACUUGGUCGUUUGGUUUGCUAACUAUGGUUUGUCUGUCCUCCAGCGGGUGAGGAGGCGCGGUGUGCGGUCUGUGAUUCUGCGGGGGAGCUGCUGAACCUGCUGUUCUGUACAGGCUGUGGGCAGCACUACCACGCCGCCUGUCUGGAGAUCAGCGCCACGCCCAUACAGAGAUCAGGAUGGCAGUGCCCAGAGUGUAAAGUGUGCCAGACAUGCAGGUGAAUGUCUCUUUGCUGCCCAAUCUCACAUUUUACUUUUCUUUGCAAUAUUUUUGUUUAAAAUGGGGGAAACGCUCUCUUUUUUUACUUAAUAAAAAAAAAAAAAAAAUUGUUCACUGAAUUGACGUGUCCUUUGGGAGACUGAAGCGCUGUUCCUGAACACUAUCUACCAUGCCCAUCUACCACGUGCUUCCAAUCAGUAGGGGCAGGGGUUUCCCUGAUCAUGUGACAUUAUCAGGAAAAAAAACUCUGGGCAGUUGUCAGUCUAUUAGGUCUUAGAAGCAAGGCAUGUAGCUGUCAUUUAAUAGGUUGACUCUAGAGGGUAAAAUCAUAGUUUUCUAUAAUUUUCCAGGCAACCGGGGGAGGACUCGAUGAUGUUAGUGUGUGAUGCAUGUGAUAAGGGCUACCACACCUUCUGUCUCCAGCCAGCCAUGGACUCUCUUCCCUCCGACACAUGGAAGUGCAGAGUAAGAACAUGUCUCACCUCCACUGACGAUAGCUACUCCUGCCAUAGUCUCCUCUGUUAGGAAAGGAGGAUAAUGAUGCACUAUAAUUGAGGUCCAUGGCCAUAUGUUGACCAUGUCUUACUGUUAAUGUUAUUAGUUUUUUUGUUGUUGUUGAGGUUUUCAAAGGAAAUGUUUAUGACAAUUACUUCUGUAAAUUAAAGUAAGGGUAUGCGGAAAUUGAACCUUUUCUAAUACGUGAUACAUUCUGAAAAUGUAGCAGUUUCCUGUGAAUAACCUCUUUAAUUUCCCCCAUGUAUCCCUCAACUCAGAGGUGUCGGGUGUGUACGGACUGUGGUGCUCACGGUCCGACGCUGCCUGGCUCAACCCAGUGGUUUGACAACUAUGCCGUGUGUGAGGGCUGCCAACGUACCCGCAGCUCUAUGUGUGGCGUCUGCAGCAAAUCCUCGGAGCCACCUGUCAUGCUGCCGCGCUGCAGCAGCUGCCUCAGGUAUGUCUACUGCCUCAGAAUGAAUACAUUGGCAAGUUAAUAAAUCAGUCAGUCAAUCAAAAACAAUAUAAAACAUUUUUUAUCAAGUUGUCACACUGUAUUUUACAGUGACCUGGCCUAGACACCUGCCUUAAGAGCAACAGUAGACAUUGAUAACUACCACUAUUUAUGUAGCAUUUGACCUGCUCUCAUUCAUCUAUUCUUGACCAAUCCUCUGUCAUCUCCCUAGGUGGGUUCACAGUGAAUGCUCCUCUAUGUCAGAGCCACCUGAGGAAAAGUGUAUCUGUUUGCUCUGCCGAGACAGAGAGCCUCCGGCAGACCCUGUCACACAGACAGACUUGGUGGAAAUGCAGACUACAGAGACAGACGGGUCUGAUGUGACGAUAGAAGGACAGACGAACGUGUCCAAGAUGACCGUGGGACAGACGGAGACCAAGACGGACGAGGAGGUGCCCAUGGAGCUGGGUACGUUGACUGGACUGUUUUUUUUAUUUUAUUUUUUGUGCUUGAUAAAAUGGUCUACAGACCUUGAUAGAAGUGUAGAGUUGACUGUUUGCUCCAUCUCUGAAAGAGCAAAAUGAUUGUCUACCCACGUUUAUCUUAUCUAAGCCAUCCUCACUCUAAUGUAAUUUAUGUGAUGCACUAAAGAAGAGUAUAGAAUCUGAGUGUAUGGUGUUAGUUGUGUGAUGAAGCUGACUUUGUCUUUUCAACAGGGACGGAGGCCGACGUGGUAGAAACAACAGGGGUAGUGGAGAGCACCAUGGGAGAGGGGCCUCAGCUGGAAGUCCCUGCAGAACAGCCCAUGGUCCAGGCUGAGGUUACAGAAAAAUGUGAAACAACAGAACAACAGGAGGCUUCUAGUUUACCUGUGGUUGUUGUGGAAGAGAGGCCAGAGAAGGCUCCUAGCCCGCCACCUCAACCCCGGGUCAGCCCUGUCCCUGUCCUUGAGUCUCCGGAGUCACCAGAACAGCAACCGCCACAGUGGCCAGAGCCGGCAGCAGUAGUAGACCUGGGCCCUGUGCACAGAAUGGAGGAGAAUGUGGAGAAACAGGAAGAGGAGGUCAAACCCUCAACACAGCAGCAGACCAAACUGGAGGAGAAGAGAAGCGGUGAGGGCGUGUCUACCACCUCUCCAGAGUCACCAGCCCCUCCCAUCUCCACGCAAGAGGUGGAGCCUGUUUCCAUGGACACAGAUGAGGCGGGGCUAAAGGAGGAAGCUGCAAAGAACCUAAAGCAGGAGCGCUCAGUGUCUCCUCCUGCUCCACAUGCCGACACACAGGAGGCUGCUCCUUGUACUGUGGACAUGGAGGACAGGGGGACUCACUCCGAGGUGGAGGAUGAGUUUGGAGAACAGGAGGAGCAGGGGAAGGAGGCAGACGGAGAGGGUCAUCAUAGUCAUCACAGAAGGGUCAAGAUCAAGCAGGAGCCCCAGGAGCAGAGGAAGCCUGAUCAGCUCCUCCUGGAUGAGAUGUCCAAUCAGAGCCAUCCGAGUCACGGGGACGAGAGCAGCUCUGGCUUCCUGGGCUCCCCGGCUGAAGGGGAGGCAGAGCCCGAUGCACAGCUCUCGAUGGAGCUCAGCCUCAUACCCACCGAACGCUCGCGUUCCGACUCUCUGCUCACUGAGACAGACGAUUCGCUGCCCUUUGACCCCCUCAAACCAGACUGGGAGAAGAAGAGGAGAGGCUCACCGGGACGCUCCAGGGUCAAACAGGUAAGGUCCAGUAACAAGUCAUAGACCAUUAACACUCAUUCCAAAGUCUAACUCUGCCGUAGAGCAGAGGCCCAUUUCGCAAUGAUAAUGAGCUUCCAAAACUGACUCUGCAAACGUUUCUGUGUUAUGUGUUGGCCGAUGGCUAGAUUCAGUGGUUUACAGUAUGUGAGGUACUGGCAUGGUUGGUGUUGGUCUUUUCAGGGGCGGGGCAGCAGCAGUUUCCCGGGGAAGCGGCGGCCUCGUGGUGGUGGCGGCGGUGGACGGGGCCGUGGCGGUAGGAACCGCCUCAAAGCCAUGGCCUCCUGCAUCGACGCGUUCCUGGUGAGUUGAACUGACCGACGAUACAGAAACAUUCAGACAUUCAAACACUUUCAUCCAUCCAUUCAUUUACCCACUCACUCACUCAUUGGAAUAUGUCAUCAAAUUUUGACAUUGAUCUUUACAAUAGAUACAAACCACAGCAGCAAUUUAUCACAGAGAUCUUAAAUGUUUGGAACUUCGUCUCUGUCUAAAGUUAAUUCAACACAAACCACUUGAUUAGAACUUGACUGUAGCAGAGUGUGAUACAUUCUAUGUAUAAUACCUUUCCAGUGGUGGAAAAAGUACACAAUUGUCAUACUUGAGUAAAAGUAAAGAUGCCUUUUAAUACAAAAUGACUCAAGUAAAAGUGAAAGUUACCCAGUAAAAUACUACUUGAGUAAAAGUCUUAAGUAUUUGGUUUUAAAUAUACUUAUGUAUCAAAAGUAAAAGUAUAAAUCAUUUCACAAUCCUUAUAUUAAGCAAAUCAGACUGCACGAUUUUCUAUAUUUUUUACGGAUAGCCAGGGGCACACUCCGACAUGGAGACAUAAUUUACAAACAAAGCAUUUGUGUUUAGUGAGUCUGCCAGAUCAGAGGCAGUAGGGAUGACCAGGGAUGUUCUCUUGAUAAGUGCGUGAAUUCUUGUCCUGCUAAGCAUUCGAAAUGUAACGAGUACUUUUGGGUGUCAGGGAAAUUGUAUGGAGUAAAAACUACAUUAUUUUCUAAAGGAAUGUAGUGAAGUAAAAGUUGUCAAAAAUAUAAAUAGUAAAGUACAGAUACCCCAAAAAACUAAUUAAGUACUUUACACCACUGUUCCUUUCCCCAGCUGAGCAUGACGGCAGCAGACACUGGACUGAGUAAAGAGGAGGAGGAGGGGGAGGAAGAUGAGGCUAUGCAGAACACAGUGGUGCUCUUCUCUAACACUGAUAAAUUUGUCCUGCUUCAGGUAAUGGAUUCAUGCUUUUCAGUUUGACAUUUUCCAGUUACCCUGUGGCAUUUACCAUGUCAGAUAGUCUUAGACAUUUAAGGAUCUUUGCUGUAGCACAAGCUGACAGGUUUUUCUUCUCUCGCUCUCAGGACAUGUGUGUGGUGUGUGGCAGUUUUGGGAAGGGUGUGGAGGGGCAGCUUCUGGCGUGUGCUCAGUGUGCCCAAUGUUACCAUCCAUACUGUGUAAACAGCAAAGUAAGCAUCAACCUCUUUAUUCUUUACCUCUUAUUUAAGCAGAUGCCUUAGCUACUGAUAGUCUUCCUAAUAAUAAAACAUUGAAUUAUUAUAGUGCCUUUUGCGUACCCAAAGAUGCUUUAAAAUAGGCCACUAUAAAGAAAUCAAAAACAAGGGUUCAAGAGUUACAACACACCUACCUCUGGCUUCAUGUUGAUGACAUUUUCAGGAAUUAAACAUGUAAAUCUCUUUUAGAUUUUCCACGGUAUGCCUCUUCUCCUUCCUCCUGCAGAUGACCAAGAUGAUGCUGCGUAAGGGCUGGCGUUGUCUGGAAUGUAUCGUGUGUGAGGUGUGUGGCAAGGCCUCGGACCCGGCCCGCCUGCUACUCUGUGACGAUUGUGACGUUAGCUACCACACAUACUGCCUGGACCCACCCCUACACACUGUACCCAAGGGCGGGUGGAAGUGCAAAUGGUAAAACUCUUUAAUUCAUUUAACUUUUAUUUAUGCAGGUUAUUCUCAUUGAAAAAUGAAAUCUAUUUUUACGAGAGAGACCUGUUUGAGACAGCAGCCAACUCUCACCAUCCAUGACACUCCCUGUUCAGUCAUUUUGGGUCUGAAAAGGUUCAGAUGUAAAGGAACUCAAAUGGGGAAUCUGCAUGAUAUGCAUAAAAGUCCUGCUGCUAAACUUGAAAGUUCAGUCCUCUGCCUCACUCUGUCCAUAACAUCCUCUCCCAUCUCUGGAUUUCACAAAAAUGUUGACUUGGUCUGAUAGCUAACGUACUUUAACCUGAUGGCUCAUUGGCCUUUUUGCUGUUGUCAAUCAAAUGUACUUAUACGCCCCUUUUAAACAAAAAAAAUGUCCUUUUAUGAUUGUUUGAUUCAUGAAUUGGUUGACUGUGCCGUGUUUAGGUGUGUGUCCUGUAUGCAGUGUGGUGCCAGCAGCCCGGGGUUCCACUGCGAGUGGCAGAACAACUAUACCCACUGUGGCCCCUGUGCCAGCCUGGUCACCUGCCCUGUCUGCAGGGAGAACUUCAUGGAGGAGGAGCUGCUGCUGCAGUGUCAUUACUGUGACCGGUGGGUACCACUCAUUACCACAACACACAUACACACACAUACACACACACACACACACACACACACACACACACACACACACACACACACACACACACACACAUACAGUAGAUAUCUGGAAGGUUAGAGGACCCAAGACGGAUCCUUGAGAGACCCCCGUUCUACUGUAGAUCUGGUGUUAUUGAUUACUACACGUGGUUCUCUGUUCUUGAGAAGUUUCAAACCAUGUGAGUUUUUAAAAUCAGAAUAAGAGAUCUGUCCUGCAUUGUCUCUCUCCAUGUAGAUGGGUACACGCUGUGUGUGAGAGUCUGUACACUGAGGACGAGGUGGAGCAAGCCUCUGAUGAGGGCUUUGCUUGCACCUCUUGCACUCCCUACGUCCCCAGACCCAUAGGUAAGUCUAACUUAUAACGUAUGAAUAGAAAAAGUGAACAUUCAGUGACUUGUGUAUUUCUCACUGCUUCUCUGUCUACAGUAACAGUGGAUGCAACGUACAUGACAGCCAUGAAGAUAAAAGAACCAGGUAAGUUUUUGCCUCUCCUCAGUUUGUAAUUCAGCAAAUCUUACUUGCAAUGACAACUUGGCAUAGCACAUUCACUGUUUGUAUAGUUGCAUAUCACUCAAUCUCCAAACGCUUCCUCCCCAUCUAGAGCCCCAGUUCUACCGGUUGGAGGGGGUAUGGCUGACCGAGACGGGCAUGUCCCUGCUGCGCAGCAUUUCCAUGUCUCCCCUACACAAGAGACGGCAGCGGCGCUCCCGCCUGGGCAUGCUGUGUGGCGACGGAGGACCCGACAGCAUGGAGCUAAAGGAGGGAGAGGGAGACCGGGAUGAGGGAAAAGGUGGGUGUUCAGAUUUCUUUCUCCUGUUUCCACUAUUUAACUGUCCAAGUGACAGGGUUGUAAAGGAGAAGGAUGAAGUCGGUUGCCCUUUGAUACUAAUCUACGGUCAGAUUAGUAUUUUUCCCCCUAAUGGACAAGAGUAGGAUUUGGUUUGGUAAGCUAGCUGAUCCCAGAACUGACCAACUUCUACCCACUGUGUCUACUUGCUUUAACAGGUCUGCUUGGAUACACUACAUCAGGCAUGUAUUUGACUACCCACCCUGACUUACCCUUCCUCUGAAUUGACCUUUAAUAUCUCAAUCUGUUCAAGGCUGUGGGGAUCCCAUGGAGUGUGAGCCAGGAGCUCCUGGUGUAAAACAGGAGCCUUCAGGGAGCCCAGACAGGGAGCUGGGAGCAGAGGGAGGUGCUGAGGGCAUGGAGGAAGGCCUCCUCAAAGGUGUGGAGGAGACGGACGAGGGCAAGAAGAGGAAGAGGAAACCCUACAGACCAGGUCAGAGGUCAAGUCUUACUAGACAUCUUGGGUAAAAUAGUAUUUGUUUUCUUUGAAAUACUUUAGCCUUGCUUGAUUUGAGUUUGCCUGGUGCAAUGGAACUAAUGAAACGUCCUGAAAGUGCAGGUCUGGCACUCCACCUAUUAGAAAGAAAAGGGAUACUAUUAGAGCUCAGGUCUGUCCAACAGACCCCUGUAGUGAGAGGAUAUCAUUUGUCACUGCUCUAUGACGGUCACAUUCAAGUGCUAUUCAACGUUUUUAAAUUGACUUAAAAAUGUCCUGCAGGGAUCGGUGGCUUCAUGGUGCGUCAGAGAAAGUGUCACACUCGGAUGAAGAAGGGUCUGUUCCCCCAUCUGUCUCAUCUGGCUGGAGACGGAACUGUUACUACAGACAGACAGACAAGAGAGAAGCCAGCCCUAGAGGAAGGCAAGUUACAGUUAUAGAAGCCAUCUGCUGCCAUCAUAGUGGUCAAACACUGAAAUAUUCUGACUAUCUGUUAGAGAGGUCAAAUUCUUUGAUAUUUCGUCAAGGAAUAUGAUACACCUUUGUUUUCAUUCAUGUGCUUUAAUGUGUCAUCCUCCGGGACUCAAAUGUUUAUUGUGUGGAUGUAUGAUUUAUUUGUUACCAAUGUUCCCUCUGAGCUGUGCGCAGUAGCACCGUGACUGCCACGCAGAAAUAUCAGCCCACAGAGAGAAGCACGAGAUUGAACUUCACUCAACUUUCUAGAGCGGUGGUCACCAACCAGUCGAUCGUGAUGGCAUUCCUAGUUGAUCGGCAAAUAUUUCUGUAAAAAAACCAACGAGAAAGCCUUGUGUUCCUAUUUUUUUUAGUUUUUUGUCUCGGGCUGUUGGCGGUAGGUGCACCCGAUUCAGCUGCCCUGCGCGCCAGAUAGGCCAACUGUUGCCAUUUUCAACCAUUCGAUGUGUCUGAAGGUACAAACUCUGCCUUCCCGGCGGGCCCAGAGAGCAAAUCAAGUGCACUAUAGGCCUACCGCUGGCCAAUCAGAUGGCUCACAUGACCGUGUCUGCAGUUACGUAGCAGACAUAAAAGAAAGCAACAGCAAAGUUGAUACUGUGAGAUUUCAAAACGUUUAAAACCAUGACUAGAAAGACUGUCAACGAAUACAGAAAAGAGAUGCUGUUUUUAUGAGUGAGUUCAUGUUUAAGCUCUUACUAAGCACUGUCAACACUUUCUAUUCAACACUUUUAUAAGCCAUAAAAUGCAUGUUCUUCCUAUUUCCACUCACCGCUACAACAAGCACUGCAGCAGUAAUGAAUGAGUAGGAAAGUGUAUCUAUAGGCUUGAGUUGAUGUUGUUCUUAUUAGCGGCUUAGUUCUUUUUUAAUAUCAAGGAAUAAUUCACUUUCUCUGUUCAUCGGAGUAACAACAUGAAUUUUUGCAUGAGGCAGAAAUGAUGCGGUGCGACUCGAGUUUCGCCAUCAGCUGGAAGAGUGUGUCCCUUUUGUGUCAGUGUCAGUGGAGGAAAGGGAGCGCGGAGGGAUGUUGAGAGGCAGUGGAGGAAAGGGAGCGCGGAGGGAUGUUGAGAGGCAGUGGAGGAAAGGGAGCGCGGAGGGAUGUUGAGAGGCAGUGGAGGAAAGGGAGCGCGGAGGGAUGUUGAGAGGCAGUGGAGGAAAGGGAGCGCGGAGGGAUGUUGAGAGGCAGUGGAGGAAGGGGAGCGCGGAGGGAUGUUGAGAGGCAGUGGAGGAAAGGGAGCGCGGAGGGAUGUUGAGAGGCAGUGGGGAAAGGGACGCGGAGGGAUUUUGAGAGGCAGUGGAGGAAAGGGAGCGCGGAGGGAUGUUGAGGCAGUGGAGUGAAAGGGAGCGCGGAGGGAUGUUGAGAGGCAGUGGAGGAAAGGGAGCGCGGAGGGAUGUUGAGGCAGUGGAGGAAAGGGAGCGCGGAGGGAUGUUGAGAGGCAGUGGAGGAAAGGGAGCGCGGAGGGAUGUUGAGGCAGUGGAGGAAAGGGAGCGCGGAGGGAUGUUGAGGCAGUGGAGGAAAGGGAGCGCGGAGGGAUGUUGAGGCAGUGGAGGAAAGGGAGCGCGGAGGGAUGUUGAGAGGCAGUGGAGGAAAGGGAGCGCAGAGGGAUGUUGAGAGGCAGUGGAGGAAAGGGAGCGUGGAGGGAUGUUGAGAGGCAGUGGGGAAAGGGAGCGUGGAGGGAUGUUGAGAGGCAGUGGAGGAAAGGGAGCGUGGAGGGAUGUUGAGAGGCAGUGGAGGAAAGGGAGCGCGGAGGGAUGUUGAGGCAGUGGAGGAAAGGGAGCGCGGAGGGAUGUUGAGAGGCAGUGGAGGAAAGGGAGCGCGGAGGGAUGUUGAGGCAGUGGAGGAAAGGGAGCGCGGAGGGAUGUUGAGAGGCAGUGGAGGAAAGGGAGCGCGGAGGGAUGUUGAGAGGUGGACCCUCAGUCUGCUCUCUCCCUCCGCUGGGACUGACCAUCAGAUGCAGGCAUGAUCAGCCCAGUAAAAUAAAAAGCGAAUUAUUUAAACGUGUGCUCACUCUAGGAUAUAUAUACAGUCAUGGCCAAAAUUGUUGGCACCCCUGAAAUUUUUCCAGAAAAUGAAGUAUUUCUCACAGAAAAGUAUUGAAAUUACACAUGUUUUGCUAUGCACAUGUUUAUUUCCUUUGUGUGUAUUGGAAUAACACAAAAAAAACAGGAAAAAAGCAAAUUUGACAUAAUUUCACACAAAACUCAAAAAAUGGGCCGGACAAAAUGAUUGGCACCCUUAACUUAAUAUUUAGUUGCACACCCUUUGGAAAAAAUAACUGAAAUCAGUCGCUUCCUAUAACCAUCAAUAAGCUUCUUACACCUCUCACCCGGAAUUUUGGACCACUCUUCUUUUGCAAACUGCUCCAGGUCUCUCAUAUUGGAUGGGUGCCUUUUCCCAACAGCAAUUUUAAGAUCUCUCCACAGGUGUUCAAUGGGAUUAAGAUCUGGACUCAUUGCUGGCCACUUCAGAACUCUCCAGCACUUUGUUGCCAUCCAUUUCUGGGUGCUUUUUGAAGUAUGUUUGGGGUCAUUGUCCUGCUGGAAGACCCAUGAUCUCGGACGCAAACCCAGCUUUCUGACACUGGGCCCUACAUUGCGACCCAAAAUCCUUUGGUAAUCCUCAGAUUUCAUGAUGCCUUGCACACAGUCAAGGCACCCAGUGCCAGAGGCAGCAAAACAACCCCAAAACAUCUUUGAACCUCCACCAUAUUUGACUGUAGGUACUGUGUUCUUUUCUUUGAAGGCUUCAUUACAUUUUCGGUAAACAGUAGAACGAUGUGCUUUACCAAAAAGCUCUAUCUUGGUCUCAUCUGUCCAUAAGACGUUCUCCCAGAAGGAAUUUGGCUUACUCAUGUACAUUUUGGCAAACUGUAGUCUUGCUUUUUUAUGUCUCUGUGUCAGCAGUGGGGUCCUCCUGGGUCUCCUGCCAUAGCGUUUCAUUUCAUUCAAAUUUCGACGUAUAGUUCGCGCUGACACUGAUGCACCCUGAGCCUGCAGGACAGCUUGAAUUUCUUUGGAACUUGUUUGGGGCUGCUUAUCCACCAUCCGGACUAUCCUGCGUUGCAACCUUUCAUCAAUUUUUCUCUUCCGUCCACGUCCAGGGAGAUUAGCUACAGUGCCAUGGGUUGCAAACUUCUUGAUCAUGUUGCGCACUGUGGACAAAGGAACAUCUAGAUCUCUGGAGAUGGACUUGUAACCUUGAGAUUGUUGAUAUUUUUCCACAAUUUUGGUUCUCAAGUCCUCAGACAGUUCUCUUUUCCUCUUUCUGUUCUCCAUGCUUAGUGUGGCACACACAGAAACACAAUGCAAAGACUGAGUCAACUUCUCUCCUUUUUAUCUGCUUUCAGGUGUGAUUUUUAGAUUGCCCACACCUGUUACUUGCCCCAGGUGAGUUUAAAGGAGCAUCACAUGCUUGGAACAAACUUAUUUAUCCACAAUUUUGAAAGGGUGCCAAUAACUUUGUCCGGCCCAUUUUUUUAGUUUUGUGUGAAAUUAUGUCAAAUUUGCUUUUUUCCUGUUUUUUUUUGUGUUAUUCCAAUACACACAAAGGAAAUAAACAUGUGCAUAGCAAAACAUGUGUAAUUUCAAUACUUUUCUGUGAGAAAUACUUCAUUUUCUGGAAAAAUUUCAGGGGUGCCAACAAUUUUGGCCAUGACUGUAUAUAUCCUACCUCAAAUAUAUCCUACCUCAAAUUUAGAAAUAUAAUUCAAAACAAAUGUCCCGAACAACAAUGAAUUGGCAGGGCAAUUCAAGCAAAGCUAAUAUGCAGUGAUAAUGUAUUGGGCCUAUAGCUUAUUGCACAAACCUAAUUGCUACAGUACUGUUUUUAAUUGGUUAAUGUUGCGUAGGCUUACAUUUUGUAAGUCAAGUAAAAAAAUAUAUCUGAGUGGUAGAUCUCUGCUUACAUUUUGACUCAAAGUGAUCUUGACUUAGAAAAGGUUGGUGACCACUGUUCUAGAGUUUUUCCUGUUAACACUAUCAAUGUUUCCUUUUACAGUGGCAAUUGUGAUCGAAUCAACGCAAUAUUAGCCACUUUCAAUGCAACAUACCGAAACAAAACAAACUAUGCAAGAGAUUUUGUUGUAGGCAGAAUGCAUCGGAGUAGGAUUCUAUCGCAUUGAUGCGGAGUACUCAGCCCGUACUCUACAAAGAUUGGUGCGGCAUGAACAAUCCGAGCUGCAGUAGGCCUAAAUGCAAAUAGACCAUUACCAUAUAUGGAUCUGUGCCAUUUACUUUGAACUGGACUGUGUUUACAGCAUGAGCUGUCAUGAGUAGAUACGCUUGUUUUGAGAUCAAAGCGAGAGCUGCAUGUAGCCAUGUGCACAUUUUGUUCAUAUCCUUUGCUAGUUAGUGAGUUAUUAGCCCAGUUAUAGAUCAUUUGUAAUAAGCAAUAGGGGAGUGAUGGCUUCCUACAAGAGCACAAAACGUGUACAUUUCUAGACAUCUUCGAAAAGCGAGUCAGGUAAAGAGCUUUUUUUUUGUCUUAAAGGGGCAGUGUUGUAUUUUGAGACAGGCUUGAAUAAGCUAAUUAGCCAAUAGGCAGAGGGUAGCAUAAUGUGUCUGAUUCUCUGUAAUAAUGGUAUGGGAAUAAUAAUGCAUUUUAUUUUGUAAAGUGGUUUCUUGCAUCACACAAUAAACCAACAUUUUCAGUCACCUUGUCUGAAGGACAAGUGGAUAAACAGGUUAAUGUCAAGCCCUGCAUGUUUUUUUCAAAAGUCCCAUGGAAUGUAGGCCUACAUUGAACACCACACAUUGGCUUCUACUGUAGGCUGAAUGAUAGAACAACUAUUUCCAUGUUAACAUUUUAUCUCUAUUGUUUUGAUGUCAGGCCACUGGUAGGCCUACAUUAUGAUCAAAUAGCCACAGUAGCCUACUUGGCCACUGUUAAAACUGGAACUUAAAGUGGGUACAGCCUCAGUGUUCACAGUAAAUGCGCGCUAGAAGUUGCACAGAAUUUCAAGUUUGUGCUCAGCAGACCUGAAAUUCGCUCAGUGCCUAAUUUAUUUUAGAGGGAACAUUGUUUGUAACCCAAAAUAAAAUUAAGUUCCUGCUAUCAAAAUUGGGAUUCUGAACAUCAGAAAUGACACCGGGUUGUGUUCGUUGACAGGGCCCCACCCAGACACACCUAUAGAUGGCCCCCCGGAGACUAAGCCAGCCGAGGGAGAGGGGGAGCAGGCCAAGAAACGACGAGGCAGGAAGAAGAGUAAGCUGGAGGACAUGUUCCCAGCUUACCUGCAGGUUUGUUCUCGCUCACCACCUUUCACCAUGGGCUAUUCUAAACACUUCAUAUGGCAACCUAAAGGACCAGUUUCCCAGAGACAAAUGUAGCCUAAUGGACUACAAAACAUGCUCAAUUGAGAUUCUCCAUUGAAGUUGCUUCUUAGUCCAAGGCUAGACUUAAUCUGUCUGAGAAACCAGCCCAGAGUGUCUAGUGACCAUUCAACUCCAUGUAGGACUGGCUAACAUCAUCAUUCUCUCUGUCUCUCUGUGUGUGUAGGAGGCAUUCUUUGGUAAACAACUGAUGGACCGGAGUAAGGAGGCUCUCCUGGUUCCUCCAGGACAGAGGCAUCAUGGGGCCAUGGGUCUCCUACUGCCUCCACUGCCUCACGCACAGGGGGCCCGACCCACCGCUCCUGACGCAAUUGAGGUCCGGGAGCGAGCGAUGGGGGCUGGGAUGCACCUGAAGCAGGAGGGGGGUGAGGGAUCACAGGCUCAGAUAGAGGGAUCAGAGUCGUCUUCAUCUGUCAAAGAACAGGGCUCAACGGACCCUCAAGGCUCCAACACUGAGAAGCAUGAAGGUAAGAGAUCACAGUGAUGCUGAAAUGUUGCCGAUUUAAUAAAAGUGAUACUUCAAGCGUAGUGUGCAGGAGUUUUUUUUCGAGAAACUUAAAGGAAUUGUGUUUUGACAUAUGUUAUCAGUUUGGUCUUGGUGGAUGUUUUUGCCCGCUGUCCUACACUCCUGUUUUUUUCUCUCUCCCAGGUCUUCCUCAGGGCAUGGAGAGUCAGGACUCUGAGCAGUUCUUCAGGAAGGUCCUGGGGUCAUCAGAGGGUGUGUCUCUAGGAGGGUCCCUACAGAGCAGCAUGAGGCCCAUCCUAGAGGGAGGCAAGGGGGAGAUGAACUGCAGCGGUCUGCCACAGAGGAGCCUUCUCACAGGUAGUUGUACAGGCCUGAGCGCUGCUAGGGGGAAUCUAUACCCAUUCACACUAUCAUGCCUAGAGAGCUCACUUAGAGGAAGUAGAAAUGAGUAGGAUGUUGAACUUAGAUAUCUCACUUAGAGAAAGGACUAGAAAAGGUGAACUGUGUGAUGCUAUAUGGAGCAAUAGUUGUAAAGGACCCUUUAUGUUGUUCAGGAAACGUUCGUGUCAUGUCACUCAUACAAGCUGAUCUCUUUCAGGAUCCCUGCCCUCCGCUGGUAUGAUGGACUCCUUCCCUGGACUUUCUCAGUCUCCCUUCUUUGACAUGCGGGAAAGGGGUGGCCUGUUCAGUCCAGAUGGGGGAGAGGAGAGCCCGUGGGCCAACCCCUCCACCCCAGCCACCCCCUCCACUCCUCCUACCCCCACCGAGGUAGAUGGAGACGGGCUGUCCUAUAACCAGCGCAGCCUCCAGCGCUGGGAGAAGGAUGAGGAGCUUGGAGAGAUGUCCACCAUCUCCCCUGUACUCUACGCAAACACAAACUUCCCCACUCUCAGACGGGACUACCCAGGUGAAUAGAUGGAGGGAGAUAAUAGUUUUAAAAAAUGACAAUGAAAAAGUGGAAUAUUCUAGUUUUUAGGACAUGUAUUUUUUUUGCUGUGAAUGAGGUGGUGCUUCUAGAGUCCUAAUGAAACAAACUUUUGUUAUCUCUGAAAAUGAACCAAACAUCAAAUGUUUUGACUUCAGAUUACUGGAAUAUAAAUAAUGUAAGUUGUGAUCCUCUCUCCUCUCCACUCUAUGACAGACUGGUCCAGUCGGUGCAAACAGAUCAUGAAGAUCUGGAGGAAGAUUUCAGCUGCUGACAAGGUUCCUUUUCUUCAAAAGGCCAAAGACAAUCGAGCGGCUCAGCGGAUCAACAAGGCACAGAAGGUGAGAGUUUAGGCCAGAGCAUUGAUUCAUAGGGCCAGCUUCCUUGACCCAGAUCAAGCCCACUCCUGAACUUAAACAUUUCCAAUGAAAAUGCUUUUAUUCCACUUGAAGUCUUAAUCUGGGUUCAGGAAACCAGCCCAAAGCAUAAGAUUGUCACUGUAUGCAGUCUCAUUGCUUCUCUCCAACUGUCUCUUUUCUUCUCAUUCUACAGCAGGCAGAGAGCCAGGUGUGUCGGCCCAUCAAGACGGAAGGGGGUGGAGGUGGUGGUGUUCGGGUCAAAGGUGAACGUCCCAACCUGCACCUCCAGAUCCCCCCUCCCUCAGGUUCCGUCUCCACCUCCUCCCAACCCAGCUCGGCGGAGAGCCUGUUCCCCUUCCACCCCGACUCGGGAUCCUCUUCCACCUUCUUCCCUGACGGUCCUCUCAAGACCCCGGGCUCGGCAUCGGCAGAUAUGCGGACAGAUCCCUUUGCCAAGCUGCCUCCCCAGUCCCCCCAUCCCUCCACCCCAUACUCCUCCCACCAGGCCGCCUCCAGCCCCAUGCAGGGCCAGGCCUCUUCCUCAGGUUACCCACACCCCUGCCCACAGGGCCCUCCUCAGGGACACCCGGCUAGCCUCGGCCCCUUUGACAUGCAGCCAGGGAAUCCCCGGCGGGCUCAGCAGGUCGACCCCUUCUUCAGGCCGCAGCAACAGCAGAUCCAGGGUCACCUGCCCCAGUCACAGCAGGGCUCUCAGGAGCACUUAGGCCCCCAAGAAAACCCUCGGUCCAGGGGUGGAGGGCCCGUGGACUCUCCUCUCUUCUCCCCGCCCCACACCACCCACUAUGGAGACCCAUUCCGCGGCCAGCAGCAGGGGAUGGGGCGUCCAGAAUACGGUUCCUCCCCUUCCCAGGUGUCCUCGCCUUCUGGGAUGGGACAGGGGCAAUACAGGGCUGAUGUGAGCGGAGGACCCUCUCCCCGCUCCUCCUCCACGGGACGCCAGGACCUGAGUAACACGGGCUCCCCUGCAGGAAUGCUGGACUCGGGGGAUGGCUUGUUUAAGGCUCCCAUGACGCCACGGAUGCACCAAGGAGAGGGUGGGGUGUUACUCCAUCCCGGAGCCUCACCCCAUCCCGGAGCCUCACCCAACCACCCCUCUGAGGUCUACCGCCAGUCCCCCUCCACCCCGUUCCAGGACCCCUAUGCCCAGCCUCCCCUCACCCCCAGGCCCCAGUCUGGGGACAGCUGCUCCCCCCUCCCCCAGCAGAGGCACCCCCAGGCUCAGCAGGAAUCCUGCCCCAGGAUCCCCUCCAGCCCCCAGUCCCAGGUCAGCUCCCUCUCUCCCCUCACUCCUGGAGCCCCCUCCAACGACGCAUUCUCUGUCCAGUCCCCGGCUUCCACCUCCCGCUUCCAGUCCCCUGACCCUUACUCCCGGCCCCCCUCGCGCCCCCAUUCCAGGGACCCCUUCACUGCUCUGCACAAGCCCCCCCGGCCCACCUCCACUGCUCCAGAGGGCACCCCCAGCUACAGAGGCUCACCUCACCCCAACCAGCCUCCCUCACUCCCCCCGUCGUCCACCCCUGUGGGGGACCCUCUCUCUGGGAAACCCUCUGGGCCGCCUGGGUUCAGCCGUGGCCCCAACAUAGCCUAUCAGAUGGCCCAGCAGCAGCAACAACAACAACUCCUUCAUCAACAGCAACAACAACAACUCCAACAACAGACCAUAGGUGCUGACUUCCACUCCAGGAUGCCCCCCCAGCAGGACCCCAUAGCCCCCUGCCCCCCAGAUGCACCUCACCCCCCGGGGGCUAUGCCCGGUGCCCAGGAGAUGCCCGACAUGUCAGCGGUUCAGGAUCCUUCACUACUGGGCCUCAGCCCUUCUGAGUUGGAGAAGCACAGACAGGUACAUGUUCAAUUUUAUUUGCUUUUAUUAGGAUCUCCUUUAUUCGACUACAGGGCUAAUCUUCUGAGUCCUUCAACAUCUACAGUGAGGGAAAAAAGUAUUUGAUCCCCUGCUGAUUUUGUACGUUUGCCCACUGACAAAGAAAUUAUCAGUCUAUAAUUUUAAUGGUAGGUUUAUUUGAACAGUGAGAGACAAAAUAACAACAAAAAUAUCCAGGUAAACGCAUGUCAAAAAUGUUUUCAAUUGAUUUGCAUUUUAAUGAGGGAAAUAAGUAUUUGACCCCUCUGCAAAACAUGACUUAGUACUUGGUGGCAAAAACCUUGUUGGCAAUCACAGAGGUCAGACGUUUCUUGUAGUUGGCCACCAGGUUUGCACACAUCUCAGGAGGGAUUUUGUUCCACUCCUCUUUGCAGAUCUUCUCCAAGUCAUUAGGGUUUCGAGGCUGACGUUUGGCAACUCGAACCUUCAGCUCCCUCCACAGAUUUUCUAUGAGAUUAAGGUCUGGAGACUGGCUAGGCCACUCCAGGACCUUAAUGUGCUUCUUCUUGAGCCACUCCUUUGUUGCCUUGGCCGUGUGUUUUGGGUCAUUGCCAUGCUGGAAUACCCAUCCACGACCCAUUUUCAAUGCCCUGGCUGAGGGAAGGAGGUUCUCACCCAAGAUUUGACGGUACAUGGCCCCGUUCAUCGUCCCUUUGAUGCGGUGAAGUUGUCCUGUCCCCUUAGCAGAAAAAUACCCCCAAAGCAUAAUGUUUCCACCUCCAUGUUUGACGGUGGGGAUGGUGUUCUUGGGGUCAUAGGCAGCAUUCCUCUUCCUCCAAACACAGCGAGUUGAGUUGAUGCCAAAGAGCUCGAUUUUGGUCUCAUCUGACCACAACAAUUUCACCCAGUUCUCCUCUGAAUCAUUCAGAUGUUCAUUGGCAAACUUCAGACGGCCCUGUAUAUGUGCUUUCUUGAGCAGGGGGACCUUGCAGGCGCUGCAGGAUUUCAGUCCUUCACGGCUUAGUGUGUUACCAAUUGUUUUCUUGGUGACUAUGGUCCCAGCUGCCUUGAGAUCAUUGACAAGAUCCUCCUGUGUAGUUCUGGGCUGAUUCCUCACCAUUCUCAUGAUCAUUGCAACUCCACGAGGUGAUAUCUUGCAUGGAGCCCCAGGCAGAGGGAGAUUUACAGUUCUUUUGUGUUUCUUCCAUUUGCGAAUAAUUGCACCAACUGUUGUCACCUUCUCACCAAGCUGCUUGGCGAUGGUUUUGUAGCCCAUUCCAGCCUUGUGUAGGUCUACAAUCUUGUCCCUGACAUCCUUGGAGAGCUCUUUGGUCUUGGCCAUGGUGGAGAGUUUGGAAUCUGAUUGAUUGAUUGCUUCUGUGGACAGGUGUCUUUUAUACAGGUAACAAGCUGAGAUUAGGAGCACUCCCUUUAAGAGUGUGCUCCUAAUCUCAGAUCGUUACCUGUAUAAAAGACACCUGGGAGCCAGAAAUCUUUCUGAUUGAGAGGGGGUCAAAUACUUAUUUCCCUCAUUAAAAUGCAAAUCAAUGUAUAACAUUUUUGAUAUGCGUUUUUCUGGAUUUUUUUGUUGUUAUUCUGUCUCUCACUGUUCAAAUAAACCUACCAUUAAAAUUAUAGACUGAUAAUUUCUUUGUCAGUGGGCAAACGUACAAAAUCAGCAGGGGAUCAAAUACUUUCUUCCCUCACUGUAAAGAUACAUAUUUAUAAUUUUUCGUCCUGACGACCUCUGACCUGUGUUUCUUAUUUUCCUCUGAUAGCGACAGAAACUGAGGGAGUUUUUGAUUCGGCAGCAGAUGCAGCGAAACUCAAUCCGGCAGGAGAAAGAGGCCGCCGCAACCAGCAGUGCCACCCCUGGCUGGCCUGGAGGAGACAUGGCAGCCUAUCAGCAAGACAAAGCCCACCGUGCUCCACCACCCUACCCACAGGUACACUAUUAUAUGUCAACCAACAUGUCUGAAAUCAACUUGGGUCGUGUUCAAAAAAUGUUUUGAAUCUGAGUGAAACUGGGAGGUGUACUACCUGUCCAAUAAGAACAGUUUUGUUACAGUUUGCCCUACUGAACCCUUCUCAGCGGUUCCUUAGUAUUUUUAUUUUAAUUGCUCCUGAGGGGAUUGAUAAAGUUUGAAUUAAAUUGUAGGUCCUUGUUGUUUGUCCCUAUAGGACCGUGCCGCCACUGCUGCUGGUGCCCAGGCAGCAUUGGCAGGGAAGAUGCCCCUUACUGUGUGUCCCAUGGAUGGUGGCCGUCCGCCACCCCCAGGGACCCCUGCUAUGAUGGACCCCAACCAGCUCAGGUAUGCACUCAAACCUCUGCUAAAAAAAUAAAAUAAUAACCUCUCCUUUCACUUCCCUCCAUCUUACUUCUCUUUGUCUAUUUCUUAAAUGCACACAUAGCUAUACAUUGAAAUGAAUGCCAUCAGGAGUUGUUUUCAGCAAAGAUAACCUUUGUGCACAACACUUUGUCUCAUUAGCUUGCGGUACAUGUUUUGCAUUUGUCUGUAUUUCUCUUUUGUAGACAACCAGGGCCCCCCAACCCCCAGGGCAUGUAUGGUCGUCCUCAGUUCCCUGGCCAGUGGCAGCAGGGCCCAGGUCCCCGUCGCUUCCCUCAGCCUGGCAUGGAGGGUGUGGGCCCCAGGCAGCACCUCAACGCUCCCCUCAACAUCCAACAGGCCAUGCAGCAGGGUAUGGCUAACCCCCGUGGCCUGGUGCCUGGCCCUGGAGGGGAACCCAUGCAGUCCGGGAUGGACCCCGGAGGACCCCCACCACAGUUCAUUGAGCUGAGGCACAACUCCCAGAGGCUGCCCGUGGGGACCCAGAUUCUCCAACGAGGGCCCCAGCAACGGCCGCGCCUCUACAUCCCCCAGCAGCAGGAAAUGGCCCCCGGCCAGUUUGUUCAGCAUCCGAUGCCUCAGGGUAUGGACUCUCAGACAGAGGGGGUCAGAGACUCACAGCUGGGGCUACAGCGAGGUAGUAUGGGUCUAUUACUGCCCCAGCAGAGCACUGGCCCCUCACAGCAGCAACAACAACAACUCCAUCUCCAAUCCCAGACAGGUACUCCUCAGACCCCUAACACUCCCAGCUCUCACUCUGGGCAGCAGCACCAGCCUCCCCAGACCUCCACAGAGGCCCAGGCUGGAGCUCCAGAUGACCCUAGUGUUGACGACCUGGAGGACCCGUUUGCCCCAAAAGGGCUAGGGGAUGCCCCCGGAGAUGGAGGAGUGGAAGAUGAGGAUGACCUGGCUCUGGAUCUAGACCCUGAUAAGGGUGAUGACGACCUGGGUAACCUUGACAACCUGGAAACCACGGACCCGCACCUAGACGACUUACUCAACAGUGACGAGUUUGACCUGCUGGCUUAUACGGACCCCGAGCUGGACCAAGGGGACCCCAAGGAUGUUUUCUCGGACCAGUUGCGGUUGGUGGAAGCAGAGGGUGAAACUCCAGGUACCUCUGGGGCUCAGGACAGCAAAGUGGAACAGAAACCAAAAGUGGAGCAAAACCCAACCCCAAACACAGGGGGCGCCAUUUCCUCCACAACUCUCCAUCCCUCCUCCUCGGAGUCUACCGUCACCUCCAGGAUAAAGCUGGAGCCAGGCCAAGUGGUGGUGAAGGAUGAGAUGGGAGAUGCUGUCUCCAUGCUCCUUCAAAGAAACAAACCCACCACCCAACCAGAGAACCAGGGUGCUUCACUGAACUCUGUGCGUUUAGGAGGGCUCCCAUACCCUCUGCCGGGUCAGGCUGAUUCCUUAUCCUCCAUGGGGGAGGACCCCCUGGGGCUGCCUGACGGAGGGGGACAGCAUUCCCCUGCCGUGGAUCUAGACAAAGUCGAGAGCUCCCUGGAAGCCAGCGAGCUUCCCUUGCUGAUCCAGGACCUGCUGGAGCACGAGAAGAAGGAGCUCCAGAAACAGCAACAGCAGCAGCUCAGCUCCCUCCACCAGGGGGUGAUGGGAGGGCACAUGGGAGGCCACCCCAACCCCCAGGGGGGUCCUGGACAUAUCAUGCUGCCCCAGCACCACCGCCCCCCACCCCAGGGCAUGAUGGGACAGCCAGGUAUGGUGCCACGCCCUCCACACCUUUUGCAGCAGCAAAGGCUCAUGGGACAACCUGGGAUGACGCCGCAGCACAUGGCUGCCAUGGCUCAGCAACAAGGAAUAAUGAGGGUGGGGCAACCUGGAGGUAUUCAUCCAGGACUCAACCCUCAGCAGCAGCAGCAACAGAUGGUCAAACAGUCAGCUCUGGCUAAUAACUUCUUCCCUGAUAAAGGUAAAUAAAUAUAAAUUCUCGAGAUUGCUUGAAUCAUGACUCUUGCUUGAAUCAUGACUCUUGCUUGAAUCAUGACUCUUGCUUGAAUAAUGACUCUUGCUUGAAUCAGUAAUCUUUGUUUGAAUCAUUAAUCUUUGUUUGAAUCAUGACGUUUUCCUUUCAUAUAUUUGACCUGGUGUUUCUGCUUGCUCACAGAUCUAGACAAGUUUGUGACGGACGACAUCAUGGAUCCCAUCGUCAAGGCGAAGAUGGUGGCACUGAAGGGCAUCAAGAGAGUGUUGGCACAGGACCCAAUGGGGGUUCCCUCUGGCAUCAACAGGCAACAGGUCUCUCUGUUGGCCCAGAGACUAGCUUCAGGAACAGGAGACCCACAGGGUCAACUCGUGUCUGGCCCAUCUAAGGUACAGUGUCUCACUUGUCCAAACAUAACCAGGACAAUAUGUGUUCAUAAUAUUUAUUUUGUAACACAGAUCAAUUGCUAUGGGAUCUUCAGAACACAAUCACUCGAUUCGUUUAGCUGAUUUAUGUAUUUUGACAACUUUUUAGGAAGGGGAAAGCAGUGAUUCAACACAAUCUAGACCCAACCCUCCCCAGUUUGUACAAGGGAUCAUCAGUAAGUUCUACUAAUUUCUCAUCUUUAUAAUACUUAAAUGUAUUUCAGUUAGUUGAUGUAGUCCAGUGUUUCCCAAACCUCUUCUUGAGUACCCCCAGCCAUUGAACAAAUUUGAUGUAUUCCAGUACAAGCCAACCAGAUUGAAUUGGUCAACUAAUCACCCCCUGUUCUCACUACCAGACGAUGCGGAACAACACCAGUAUGAGGAGUGGCUCCUGCACACCCAGCAGCUGCUGCAGAUGCAGCUCAAGUUCCUGGAGGAGCAGAUUGGAGCUCAGCGCAAGUCCCGCAAGGCUCUGUGUGCCAAGCAGCGCACUGCCAAGAAGGCAGGCCGCGAGUUCGCCGAGGCUGACGCAGAGAAACUCAAACUGGUCACUGAGGAGCAGAGCAAGAUCCAGAAACAGCUGGACCAGGUGGGGAAAAUGCUCCGAAAAUCCUUACCCUCUCCACACCCCCACCCACCCUCGUGUUUCCAGUCUUAAGAUGGUACUAGGCACCUGUUAACCCAUAUCUCUUGUUGUGUUUCAGGUGCGAAAGCAGCAGAAGGAACACACCAACCUGAUUGCAGAGUACAGGAGCAAGCAGCAGCAGCACCAGCAGUGCUCUGGUCUCCUGGCCCCAGGGCCCUCUACCCAGGUGCCCCACACACUCUCCAAGAUGCCUGGGCAGAUGAUGGGCCAGCAAGGAGCUCCCGUGAUGAGCCAACCUCCAGGAAUCAUGCCCCAGGGAAUCAUGCCCCAGGGAGGGAUGCCCGUCCGAAUGCCCCCUCAGGGGCAGCCGUUCCUGGGAGGAGGCCAGCCCCAGCACCUUGGAGCUCUGGGAGUCAGACCCCCUGGUCCUCCUGGUGGUCCUCCCGCAGCAUUCUUCCCCCAGGGUCCAGGAGGAGUCCAAGGAGCAGACCCAAGACUUAUCCAGGAGAGACAACACAGGAUGCAGAUGAUCCAGAAACUACAACAGCAGCAGCAACAACAGGCGACGAUGCAAGGCCAGCAGCCCAUGCCACAUCCAGGUGGCCAACCAGGUAUGUUGCCACAACCACAGCCAGGCAUCAUGGGUAACCCUAUGAUGGGUCAACAACCAAACCUCCAACAGGGAAUGAUGCCCAACCAGGCCAUGGUGCCCCAGGUUACAGUAUCAGGCCAGGCUGUGGCCCAGCCACCGCAGACCCUGAUGGGAGGGCAGCCUAUGAACCAGCCUCUAGGCAUGACUGGGGCCCAGCCAGGUAUACAGCAGCAACAGAGGCCUCAGGUCAUGAUGGGCGAGCAGGGAGUAGGAGGACCCCCUCAGCACCAUGGACUCAGAGGACCCGGCCAGGCCCAGCUCACACCUCAACAACAAAUCCUGGCCCAGCGCAUGUUGGCGCAGCAGCAGCAACUGAAGCUACAGCAGCAGCAAGUGGCACAACAACAGCUCAGGCAACCAACACCACAGGGCUUCAUCAGCCAACCCAACCAGUCUCAAGACUCCCAGGGAGGACUAUCUCAACCUGCCACCCCAGGUCAAAUGGGGUCUUCUCCCGCUUCAGCAGGGGGGAGCACUCGGGUCACCCCUCAACCAGCUGAGGGGCUGCAGCAUGGGGAGGGUGGCAUCCUUAGCCCUAUCUCUAGGACCCCUCCACAGCAGGGUGGACCUGGACCUUCAAUCCCGGGCCAGAUGACCCAACCAGGGGCUGCUGGAGAGCAACAGGCGGCAGUGGGACAACAGCAGAAGUACAUGGCCCAGCAGCAGCAACAGCAACCGGCAUCACAGCAACAACAACAACCUCCUCAAAAUGCUCAAGCUGGACUUCAACAGCAAGCAGGUUACCAACAGGCUGGCAUGCAUCCCCAAGUACAACAGCAGCAACCACAGCAGCAACAGCAGCUUCAACAACAACUCUCUCUACAGCGACAGAGCUCCCUCAAUGCUGAUGCCUCAAAGUCUGGUUUGGUCACCGUCAAGCAGGAAGGACAGCAGAUGUGUUACAUGGCCCAACAUCAACAGCAGCAACGACUACAACAACAGAAUCUUAUGCAGCAAGCACAGGACCCCAUUGGACAACAACCGCAACAACAACAACAUGACGGUAUGGGCCAGAUGCAGAAUGUGAUAGGUCAACAGAACCACCCUGGUCAGCCUCAGCCUGUCGCUGGUAUGCCAGGCCACCCUAGCCCCCAGCAACAGGCUCUCAUGGCACAGCAGGCCCAGCAGCAGAAGCAGCAUGCCAUGAUGGGCAUGCUGAGAGCCCAGCAGCAGGUCAUGAUGCCUGGCCAGAGGCCUGGAGUUCCACCUGGUCAGAUACGCACCCCAGUCAACAUCCAGGCUAUCAUAGCCCAGAACCCCCAGCUCCGACACCUCACCCCCAACCAGCAGAUACAGCACAUCCAGGCCAUGAUCCAACAGCGCCAGCUCCAACUGCAGCAACAACAACAGGGCCAGAUGCUGAGGCUCCAGGUGGGUCAGGGACAGCCAGGGCAGAUGAGACCCCAGGGGCCCCCAGGACCAGGGCAGCAGGUGGGACAGGUCCAGAGAAUGCCUGGAGGUCUGGAGGCCCAGCAGCAGCAGAUGCACUAUGGAGGAGCUCUGGGGAAACCAGUGGGAGUGGGCUCCCCGCAACAACCAGGGAUGAUGGGCCCCGGCCAACCACUGGGCGUGGUGACCCCUCAGAUGCAGCAGCAAGGGAUCAUGGGACCUGUAGUCCAACAGCAGCAGCCAGGAGCCUCGCCUCAGUACGCCUUGAGUGUCCAGCAGCAGCAGAUGAUGCAGCAACAACAGGCCCAACAACACCAGAUGAGAGGCCAGGUGCCCAUGGCUCGCUCCCCCAUGGGGCAGGUACGUGCUGGGCCCCCCCAAGGCCACCACAUCAGGCCCAUGUCUCCCCGUCAGCCCCUGGCCAACUCCCCAGGAGACCCCCAGCGCCACGCCAUGGCACAGGCGAUGGGGAUGCGUCAACCCAACCCAAACCAAGUCAUGCAACAACAACAGCUCCACAUGACUCAAAAACACUUCCAGGGCUCUCCCUCCCACCCAGGCUCCCCUGCAGGAUCCUCAGUCCAGAAACAGGAAGCAGGCAUGAGCCCAGCUACCCCAGGCACGCCACACUCCACCCACAUUGCCUCUCCGUCUGUAAUCGACGUGGCAGCUGGGAAAGGUAGUCCUUACAGUCAGAUCAAGCCCUCUCCUCUCAGGUCACCUGGAGCAACGAACAGUCCCCUGGACUACCCUGGGCUUAAGGCCGAAAGUGGCGACACAACCCAGAGCCAAGUCCCCCCGAAUGGGCUUUCGCCUCAGAAGGGUGAGAGUGGACCGCAGGUCCAACAGCAUCCACAACAGGGCUUAGUGAACCAGGGUGGUCCUCAACCUCCACCAGGCUCCAGAGAGGGAACUCUGUAUAAGAUGACCCUACAGAACAUCAAACAGGAGCCCAGAGAGUUGACCUGUGACAGGGAAGGAGGUGGUGGUCCUCACUCUGGGGCCAUCAAGAGGGAGGUGACUGGGGAGCCGGUUGGAGGGUUUGGUAACAGUGGUCCUGGACCAGGAGGGGACCCUGGAGCCCACGUCCCCAGGACUGAGACAGGACAACAGCUACUGCAGAAGCUCCUGAGGACCAAAAAUCUGCAGCUGGCAGCUCAGAGGCCCUCUGAAGGCAUCCACAACGAGAUCAAUGGACACAUCAACAGCAAGCUGGCCAUGCUAGAGCAGAAACUACAGGGGACUCCACGCAAUAUGGAGGUGAGUUGGAUAUAUCCUGUCCGUUAUAGAUUUUUUUUUAUUCUCCAUGUUGCAAGCUAGUAGGUGCUAGUCAUAGAAAUAGACUUAAGCCCUAUUCGGACAGGAUUCGUUUUACAGGGGGAGGUCGGGUAAUGUAAUUACAUGCACAAAAGACCACAUCUAUAAUUUUUGUCCCGUCAGAAUUUGCCAUGUCAGUCAUUUUUACUUUUUACUUUUUAUUAUUAUUGACGUUAUUAUUCCAGCCCCAAAAACCUAUUUAUUUUGUCAAACUCCAAGGUCCUCUGGUACUACUAAUCCCGUACCUGUGUUUUGAGGGAUAUUAGAGUUGAACAGGUGUUGCACACAGUUUGGGUAAGAACAUGGGAAAAGAUUGAUGCUUAAAACAAACUGCUGUGGAUGCCUACAGAUGUACUUGUCUUGUAAAAGUUGAAGCGGAUGAUAUUGUGCCAAUGAAUUGAUAAAUUGCCAAAUACGUUAGUUAAUUAAAUGUCUGCAUACAGUUCAUGUUUUUUUAUUGAGAUUGUUUUUUAUUUAUUUUAUAUAUUUAUUUCACCUUUAUUUAACCAGGUAAGCCAGUUGAGAACAAGUUCUCAUUUACAACUGCGACCUGGCCAAGAUAAAGCAAAGCAGUGCGAUUUAAAAACAACAACACAGAGUUACAUAUGGGGUAAAAAAAACAUAAAGUCAAAAAAUACAACAGAAAAUAUAUAUAUACAGUAUGUAGCAAGUUAUGGAGGUAAGGCAAUAAAUAGGCUAUAGUGCAAAAUAAUUACUAUUAGUAUUAACACUGGAAUGCUAGAUGUGCAAGAGAUUAUGUGCAAAUAGAGAUACUGGGGUGCAAAAGAGCAAAAUAAAUAACAAUAUAGGGAUGAGGUAGUUGGGUGGGCUAAUUUCAGAUGGGCUGUGUACAGGUGCAGUGAUCGGUAAGGUGCUCUGACAACUGAUGCUUAAAGUUAGUGAGGGAGAUAAGUGUCUCCAGCUUCAGAGAUUUUUGCAAUCCGUUCGUUUUGACUUUCUUUGAACUGAAAGCCAAUAUUAGGCUAUCCCUAGACAAGUUGAAAUAUCUUCACGUCUAGAACAGCCUCCAGGCUUCCAUCAUAACGAUACAUUUUAAAUGAGAAAAAAUUAAAAAAUGACGGGGCAGUUUGGUAAAACUAAUCCUGUCCGAAUAGUCAACUGGAAAAACAGACAUGCUGGGGUAUUCAUUACAUAAGACGUUCUAUAGUAAUAAGAGUCCUGUGCAAAUAGGGCCUUAGAAUGUUUUAGAAAUUGUAUUUCUUUAUGGUACUAGUCCACUCAAAUGGGAUUCCUUGCUUCAUUGCUUUUGUUUGUCCUCAUCACAGGAUCUGCAGUCCAUCACAAAGAGGGCUCCUGUUGCCAAGGCAAAGCGCUCCAACAAGACUGGAGAACGAGCGCCCCAGUCCCGUAAGAAGAAGAAAGAGGAGGUUGGGAAGAGCACUGAAGCCCUGAUGAAACAUCUGAAACAGGUAAGACCUUUUCUCACUGAAACGUAGUGUAACACUUGAAUUUAAUGAAAGGUUGGAAUGAACCAUUGAUUUUAGUGUAUGCUGUAUUCUUUUUAAAUAUAUUAUUGUGUUAUGAAAAGCGCUCUAUAAAAAAUAACUUUAUUCAAACAGUGCAUGUUUUGUAGGAUGCCACUUUUGACAGUAAUACUUAAUGUGGCUUUCCCCAUGCUUGUUUUGUUGUUGUGAAAAUAAAAGUUACAAUUUUGUCAUUCUUUUCUUCCAGGGCCUUUCUCUCCUUCCCCUGAUGGAGCCCUCCAUCACUGCCAGUCUGGACCUGUUCGCCCCCUUCGGCAGUAGCCCAGCCAACGGCAAGGCCCUGCUCAAGGGCUCCUUUGGAAAUGCGUUACUGGGCAACAUCCCAGACUACUACUCUCAGCUGCUCACCAAGGUAUGAGCAGCAAGCUGAUGUGUCCAGCAUGGACUUACAGUUGUGGUCCAGAUUUCCAGCUGCAUAUUGCUCUUGAUGCAGGAGUAACAGUGUGUAUACUGAACGAAAAUAUAAACGCAACAAUUUCAACGAUUUUACUGAGUUACAGUUCAUGUAAGGAAAUCCGUCAAUUUAAAUAAAUUCACUAGACCCUAAUCUAUGGAUUUCACAUGACUGGGCAGGGGCACAGCCAUGGGUGGGCCUGGGAGGGCAUAGGCCCACCCACUUGGGAGCCAGGCCCAACCACUGGGGAGCUAGGCCCAGCCAAUCAGAAUGGUUUUUUCCACACAAAAGGGCUUUAUUACAGACAAAUACUCCUCAGUUUCAUCAGCUGUCCGGGUGGCUGGUCUCAGACGAUCCCGCAGGUGAAGAAGCCAGAUGUGGAGGUCCUGGGCUGGCGUGGUUACACAUGGUCUGCGGUUGUGAGCCUGUUGGACGUACUGCCAAAUUCUCUAAAAUGAUAUUGGAGGUGGCUUAUGGUAGAGAAAUGAACAUUCAAUUCUCUGGCAACAGCUCUGGUGGACAUUCCUGCAGUCAACAUGCCAAUUGCACGCCCCCUCAAAACUUGAGACAUCUAUGGUAUUGUGUUGUGUGACAAAACUGCACAUUUUAGAGUGGCCUUUUAUUGUCCGCAGCACAAGAUGCACCUGUGUAAUGAUCAUGCUGUUUAAUCAACUUCUUGAUAUUUCACACCUGUCAGGUGGAUGGAUUAUCUUGACAAAGGAGAAAUGCUCACUAAUGGGAAUGUAAACAAAUUUGUGUACCAAAUUUCAGAGAAAUACGCUUUUUGUGCGAAUGGAACAUUUCUGGGAUCUUUUAUUUCAGCUCAUAAAACAUGGGACCAACACUUCACAUGUUGCGUUUAUAUUUUUGUUCAGUAUAUAUUCGCUCGCCCAGCACCUAAGUUUAACAAGAUGUGCAUAUGACAACAAGCACUUUUAUUGCUCUCAAUGAUCCCACUGUCCACUGUGUAACCUUUGCUAACCGUAUAUCCUAACAGAGUAACCUCAGUAAUCCACCGACACCCCCAUCCUCCCUGCCCCCCACACCACCCCCCGCGAUGCAGCACAAAUUGCUCAACGGGACUACAGCUGUGGAGGAGCUGACUGAGGGACAGAAGGAGACCGAGACCACAGAGGACUCUAUGGGUAAGACAAGGCUUUUAUUGUUUUUUUUUCUUCUUUCAAAUAAAGACACACUUAGUCUCACUUCUGAACGUCUGUAGGGUUUUAUACAGCCGCCGCAAAAUUCAGGUAGUGAAUUGUGUAAUCUAAAACCCUCAGCAAUUUCAUGGUCCUUCGAGCCGGAUAGGAACAAUGUAAGGAUUUUGUAGAGUGCAAUCCGACUUGAUGAGCAGCUGAACAGUAUGUUAGUGGAUUGUCUCUCUCUCUAUAAUUUGUCUGCAGAUUCUGUGACUGAGGAGGUGAAGAGUGUGGAUAUUUUAGCAGCGCUCCCCACCCCACCUCACAACCAGAACGAGGACAUCAGGUAUGAUAUGGAGCCUGUCUGAAUCCUGUGUCGCUGCGUAACAUGCACUGUAUCAGUGACGGCUGUGUUAGUGAUUUAAAGCGUUUUGGAGGAGGAUGGGUGAAAAAUAAAUUUGAGAAAAAUAACUUUUUAAAUAGCCUAAGCCAAUGGGAUGACAUGCUUUUAUUGGGAUGACAUUAUUGUUAUUUUUUAACUUUUCCUCAAUAUUUUGAGGGGGACCAUCCUCCUCUACUUCUCUGGCAUGUACAGUUGAAGUCGGAAGUUUACAUACACUUAGGUUGGAGUCAUUAAAACUUGUUUUUCAACCACGCCACACAUUUCUUGUUAACAAACUAUAGUUUUGGCAAGUCGGUUAGGACAUCUACUUUGUGCAUGACACAAGUAAUUUUUCCAACAAUUGUUUACAGACAGAUUAUUUCACUUAUAAUUCACUGUAUCACAAUUCCAGUGGGUCAGAAGUUUACAUACACUAAGUUGACUGUGCCUUUAAACAGCUUGGAAAAUUCCAGAAAAUGAUGUCAUUGCUUUAGAAGCUUCUGAUUUGAGUCAAUUGGAGGUAUACCUGUGGAUGUAUUUCAAGGCCUACCUUCAAACUCAGUGCCUCUUUGCUUGACAUCAUGGGAAAAUCUAAAGAAAUCAGCCAAGAUCUCAGAAAAAUAAUUGUAGACCUUCACAAGUCUGGUUCAUCCUUGGGAGCAAUUUCCAAACGCCUGAAGGUACCACGUUCAUCUGUACAAACAAUAGUACGCAAGUAUAAACACCAUGGGACCACGCAGCCGUCAUACCGCUCAGGAAGGAGACGUGUUCUGUCUCCUAGAGAUGAACGUACUUUGGUGCGGAAAGUGCAAAUCAAUCCCAGAACAACAGCAAAGGACCUUGUGAAGAUGCUGGAGGAAAUGGGUACAAAAGUAUCUAUAUCCACAGUAAAACGAGUCCUAUAUCGACAUAACCUGAAAGGCCGCUCAGCAAGGAAGAAGCCACUGCUCCAAAACUGCCGUAAAAAAGCCAGACUAUGGUUUGCAACUGCACAUGGGGACAAAGAUCGUACUUUUUGGAGAAAUGUCCUCUGGUCUGAUGAAACAAAAAUAGAACUGUUUGGCCAUAAUGACCAUCGUUAUGUUUGGAGGAAAAAGGGGGAUCCUUGCAAGCCGAAGAACACCAUCCCAACCGUGAAGCACAGGUGUGGCAGCAUCAUGCUGUGGGGGUGCUUUGCUGCAGGAGGGACUGGUACACUUCACAAAAUAGAUGGCAUCAUGAGGAAGGAAAAGUAUGUGGAUAUAUUGAAGCAACAUCUCAAGACAUCAGUCAGGAAGUUAAAGCUUGGUCGCAAAUGGACAAUGACCCCAAGCAUACUUCCAAAGUUGUGGCAAAAUGGCUUAAGGACAACAAAGUCAAGGUAUUGGACUGGCCAUCACAAAGCCCUGACCUCAAUCCUAUAGAAAAUGUGUGGGCAGAACUGAAAAAGCGUGUGCGAGCAAGGAGGCCUACAAACCUGACUCAGUUACACCAGCUUUGUCAGGAGGAAUGGGCCAAAUUUCACCCAACUUAUUGUGGAAGGCUACCUGACACGUUUGACCCAAGUUAAACAAUUUAAAGGCAAUGCUACCAAAUACUAAUUGAGUGUAUGUAAACUUCCGACCCACUGGGAAUGUGAUGAAAUAAAUAAAAGCUGAAAUAAAUAAUUAUCUCUACUAUUAUUCUGACAUUUCACAUUCAUAAAAUAAAGUGGUGAUCCUAACUGACCUAAGACUGGGAAUUUUUACGAGGAUUAAAUGUCAGGAAUUGUGUAAAACUGAGUUUAAAUAUAUUUGGCUAAGGUUGUAUGUAAACUUCCGACUUCAGCUGUAUAUUACCUCCCAUCCUAUAUCCAGUGUGGCCUUUAGACUGACCGACUGUAUUUUACUCUCAAUGCAUUUUACUCUCAAUGCUGAAGAAGUACUCCAAUAAUAAUGAGUAGUUAUUUAGUAUGAAGUUAAUCUCAGACAUGACUUUACCUGUAUCUUUCAGGAUGGAAAGUGAUGAGGACAGCGAUGCUCCAGAUAGUAUUGUCCCAGCGUCCUCUCCUGAGUGUGACUUAGGUGACGAGGUGCUACGCUUCCCUCGCCUCAGAGAACCCAAAGAGGAGGAGAUGGAGAGAACCAUCUCCCCUACCAUACCACUCAUCCCCCGCACUGCUGUCCCAGGUAGGACCACUAUACGGGCAGAAAAAGUAUACUUGUUGAAAAUGCACUUGUUGUAAGUGGUUCUUGAGCAUCUAAGAGCAUUGCUCAAUGACUAAAAUACUUUAACAUGUGUAUAUAAAAACAAAACAAAUUUGGACUAUCACUUCUGAAAUAAUAACUUAAUUAUGAAUUCCCUCCUCUUGCCAGUCCACAUCACCUUUUUUCUGUCCUUGUCCAGUGUUUCCAGAGAACAAGCCGUUUCAAGCAGUGGAUGGCAAGGCGGUGUCUACAACCAACCCCUGGGACAAAGCCAAGAGCAACGAGGUGGCUGUGACCUUCACACUGUCCUCCGCUGCAGCCAAGGUACUGAGUGAACCCCCUUCCAACCCUACACCCCUUUCUGACCCACUCUCAUUUUCACUCCAACCCCUCACCUAGAUUGGUCCCAGAUCAGUUUGUGCUGUCUUGCCAACUCCUAUGGUAAUUGUCGCGUCAUGUUUGGCAAUAUGGCUCAAACAGAUGUGGGACCAGGCUAUCUCCUAUCUGAACUGAACCAUGAACUGUCUGUCAUGGAAAAACAACCAAGAUCUUGAUUGAUUGGUUGACGUAUAUUUCUCCAGAAUCUGAACCAUGUGAUGGUGGUGGUGGCUCAGCUCCUCCACAUGCGGAUGCCUGGUUCCUAUGAGGUAGCUUUCUCUCCCAGCCCAGGCAGGGCAGGAGCUUCAGGACCAGGGAAAGAACCCGUACAACCAGGUACUGGACCUCCAGCUGACUUCUGUUAUAUUUAUCUUCACAGUUAAAAAGUCCCAAAUGGAAUGUAGGUACAAUGUAGUUACCUACUAAAUACUGAUCUAACCAGAAAGCUAAGGUUUAGCGAGGAGGAUAAGCUGAUCCUAGAUCUGUGCCUAAGUUUUAAAGUUUCUCCAGGUUGAAUUGACCCCGUCUUACUUUUGAGAAAAUGGUUAGCUAGAUAAAUGUAUUGGAGAAACAGAACAUAAAAUGGUCAGAUACAUUUAUUGAUGAAACCGAUCAUCUAACAGUGAAGUCUCCCCUCAGGUGCCCUGUGUGUGAAGACAGGUGAUCUAGACGGUAGUUCACCCAGCCAGAAUGCAGAGUGGCUGAGACAGUUUGAUGUUUCUCUGCCAGGCUGCACUCUGAAGAAACAGGUGGACAUCCUCUCACUCAUCAAACAGGUACGUCCGACUGCAUUCUAUCUAUUUCAGGGAUGUGAUAUUUCCUGAUUAAUCAGAAAUGCCUACUUUUUUUACAUUUAUCCUCCAAUAUAAUAGAAACAGAGCUUGAUCUUGAUCACAUCCCUGUACAGUCUCCCUAUGAUAUAACCUUGUAUAUUUAUGAUGUAGCUAUAUUUAUCAUUAUAUUUUAGCUGGAAUUUGUUAAUAGUAUGCUCAUAUAAAUCUGUGAUUGUCUAUGCUUAAUAUCUGGAACAACAUAAAAAAAAACAUCUGGAAAUAGCUAUAUAAAUCCAAUCGAUUACUAUUAGUCAUGGCUUUCUUUUUGUCAGUGACCUGGAGAUGAUCCCUACAAACAAUUUCAUUUCUCACUCAGGAGUUGCCGGAACAGGAGGACAACCCGGUUCAGCACUGUUAUACAACUAACGUGUCUGACCUGGAUGUACACCACCUUCCCAUCAUCCCUGUUGAAGACUCCCCUCCCUCCUCUCCCUCUCCUCCACCUCCUGCCCCUGCUCUUACUAGUGAGCCUGAGACUGAGCCUCCAACCCAGCCAGCCUCCCCCUCCACCACCCAGCCAGCCUCCCCCUCCACCACACAGCCAGCCUCCCCCUCCACCACCCAGCCAGCCUCCCCCUCCACCACCCAGCCAGCCUCCCCCUCCACCACCCAGCCAGCCUCCCCCUCCACCACCCAGCCAGCUUCCCCCUCCACCACCCAGCCAGCCUCCCCCUCCACCACCCAGCCAGCCUCCCCCUCCACCACCCAGCCAGCCUCCUACUCCACCAAACAGCCAGCCUCUCCCUCUCAAGCUCCCUCCAGCCCUGUUCAGACCACCAUUGAGGUCAAAACGGAGCCUGCCACCACCACUGUUCAGAUCAAAAUGGAGGCCGAGGCUGAGGAGACCAUCCUUCCCACUCCUGACGCUGGCACUGAGGCUGCUGCUGCUGCUGAGACGGACUAUGAUGCCAAGCCUGCUGACCAGCCAGCCCCCCAGCCCCAGGACACCCCCAACUCCCCCACCCCCAGCCUGGAGGUGAUCUCCCCCAAGGUGAAGCACCGCAGCAGGCCCCUCUCCCCCGACCCUGAGGAGAUUGUAGUUCGGCCCAAGGUGAAGAAGUGGAAGGGCCUCCGCUGGAAGCGUCUCCAGAUCGUCAUCACCAUCCGUAAAGGAGGCUCCAAGAAGGAGAGCAGCCGCGGUGUCUCAGAGCUCAUGGAGCGUCUCCGCAUCACCUUAAGACCUGACAAGCUGCCUCGGGACAAACGCAAGUGCUGCUUCUGCCACGAGGAGGGCGACGGCGCCACGGACGGCCCCGCCAGGCUCCUCAACAUCGACGUGGACCUGUGGGUUCAUCUCAACUGCGCCCUGUGGAGCACGGAGGUGUACGAGACGCAGGGAGGCGCUCUGAUGAACGUAGAAAUGGCAUUGAGGCGUGGGCUCCGCACCCGCUGUGCCUACUGCCAGAAGACUGGCGCUACCAACAGCUGCAACCGCCUGCGCUGCCCCAACGUCUACCACUUCGCGUGCGGCAUCCGGGCCCGCUGCAUGUUCUUCAGGGACAAGACCAUGCUGUGCACCCAACACAAACUAAAAGGACCCAGCGAGGAGGAGCUGACGGGCUUCACCGUGUUCCGGCGCGUCUACAUCGAGAGAGAUGAGGUCAAGCAGAUCGCCAGUAUCUUACAACGCGGCGACCGUAUACACCUGUUCCGCGUAGGCGGCCUCAUCUUCCACGCCGUAGGUCAGCUGCUGCCAUCUCAGAUGCAAGCCUUCCACUCCCCGACCGCCAUCUUCCCCGUGGGCUACGAGGCUACCAGGAUCUACUGGAGCACGCGGGUGCCUAACCGCCGGUGUCGGUAUCGUUGUCGUAUCAGUGAGACGGAGGGAAGGCCGCUGUUCGAGGUUCGGGUGCUGGAGCAUGGACAGGAGGACCUGCACUACCGCGACACCAGCCCAGAAGGUAUGUUCUCAAAUUCUGUCCCCACACCGUCCUCUGGCUGCCCCUAUGUGUUGAAACGUCCAAUCACAGAACUGACCACAGUUGGGGUUAAUAUGUCAAAAUUGCCGUUAAUCCAGAAUUGAAUUGCAAUUUUUUGAAAUUGCACCAUUGCAAUCCCAGCCAUGUCUGUAAUUUAAAUGGAAUUGACUUCAUCUCUGCAAUUUUACUAAUCUGGUCUGUAACCAUGUCGUGUGUUUUCUCUCCUUUCUCUCUAGGUAUCUGGGACAGAGUGGUUCAGUCUGUAGCUAAGCUGAGAGAAGAGGCUGCCAUGCUGAAGCUGUUCACUGAUCACGUGAAGGGAGAGGAGAUGUACGGCCUCACUGUCCACGCCGUGCUGCGCAUCACUGAGUCGGUAAGAAGUCCUUUGGGAAAGCAGCAUCGGCAUCGCCAUUUUGUUUUUCCCCUCUGCUCUCAUUGCUUCCAUAAUAUCAAGGUCUGUGUCUCCAAAGACAGUCUUAUUAUCCAUACAGAGCCCUACUGUGAGUCCUUUUGACAAGAGUCACUAUGGCUCUGGUUAAAAGCGGUGCACUGUAGAGGGAAUAGGGUGUCAUCUGAGAGAGAGAUCAUGUUAUUUCAUCGUUAACUUCACCUACAUCCUGUGUGUUACGUUAUCAGUUGCCUGGAGUGGAGAACUGCCAGAACUAUGUGUUCCGCUACGGUCGCCACCCUCUGAUGGAGCUGCCCCUCAUGAUCAACCCCACCGGCUGCGCCCGCUCCGAACCCAAGAUCCUCACACACUGCAAGAGGUAAGAAUGCAGUAUAGUCCUCCACAGAUGAUGUUAUUUAACUGUAGAGAUCAACUGCAGGUGAGACUGCAAUAUAGUCUUCCAAAUAGAUUUAUAGUCAUAGUAGUUAUAGAACAUGGUAAUAGUUUUGUAUUAUAAACUGGGUUGUUCGAGCCCUGAAUGCUGAUUUGGCCGAAAGCUGUGGUAUAUCAGACCACGGGUAUAACAAAACAUUUAUUUUUACUGCUCUAAUUACGUUGGUAACCAGUUUAUAAUAGCAAUAAGGCUCCUCCGGGGUUUGUGAUAUAUGGUCAAUAUACCACAGCUAAGGGCUGUAUCCAGGGACUCCAUGUUGCGUUGUGUGUAAGAGCAGCCCUUAGCCGUGGUAUGUUGGCCAUAUACCACACCCCCUCUGGCCUAAUUGCUUAAGUAUUCUAGCAUAGAUCAUCUAGAUGUAGAUAUUACAGAUGCGCGGGUUGACUCAUGACCCGCAGUCCGGUUAUAUCCGCGGGGCGGGCGGGUGGGUUUAGGAUCAUUAAAUAUUGUGUGGAUGAAGGGCGGGUGGGUUGGCAGGCGGGUUGAAUAAAGGGGAAAACAAUACCUUAACAAAUCCAUAGGCCUAAAUGUAGCAUUGUUGUGCAAUUUAUAUCUAUAGGCUACAUUGAGGUUUUUCUUUCAUUAUUUAAGGCUAUCUGGCAUUAGUGCUUAAGCCUAUGGCCUAACUGUAUGCGCACCAAAUGGCCUACAGGUCAAUCGCCAAAUGCUUUUGGAAAAGGGCAGAAAAAGUUAACCCCCUAAUAAAUCUAAUUAUCAUAAUAAAAAAUCCCCAUACAAAUAUGUUAGAUGAAACUAGAGAUAUCUGUUUUUUUGCGUUGGAUGCGUCUCAAUCCACCGAAUCCGCCUAUGUCGCUCUUCCGCAUCUGCGGUGAAAGGUGACAGAGCUAGAGCGGUGUUUGUCAGACCAUGAGACAUCCCAAAAAUCGUUGGAAAGAUGAGACUCUCACGAACCCGAUGGUGUUGCUCUACGGCCCCCACAAGCGUCUUGGGACUCAUCUGAAGUCGGUACAACCGAUCUGCCAACUUCUGUCUGUAGCAUCCGAACAGUUUGGGCUACACACUAACAGUUUGGGCUACACACUAAUGCAAAGGUGAGACUCUCACGAACACGUUGGUUGUUUUUGAUCCACAGGCCUCACAAGACUCGUCUGAAUGUCCCCCCGGUACCAGUUGAAAAAUGAAUAGAAGUAUAUAUGGAGACUGUUUACUGCCAAAGAUAAGGGGUUAAAUACAUGUAAAAAACAAACUUCCUUUAAAAUUAUUUUUGGGAGACUUUCUGUUCCAUGUAGUGAAUCUGUUAUUCAAUGCGUUUUGUAUGGGCUAAGAGCAGUAAGGCCCUAAAUAAUAUUUCAUUUUUUUUUUUUAUACUUAAAAGGGGUCUUAAAAUUCAAAAUGAAAUAGCUAAAUGAUCUUUGGUAUGAACUUCUUAAAACAAUUCCAUAUAGCUUAGUAGACCCCCUUUUUUUAAAUUAAUUUUUUGGGGUCCCUAAAUUUUUUGCUCCGCGAAAGAAGCAGCGAUGACAAAGAACUUUACCGAUGUCAACUAGAUUGAAGCUUUCAUUCUAUUGAUUUUCUGACAUUAUUCUGGAGAGCAAGAGCUUAUUUCGUCUUCUAGGGCAACAAAUAGGCCAAUGACAGAAGAGAAUCGACAUGUAGCCUAUUUAAUUAUAGACAAGUUUACUAACAAAUAGCCUAUCAAAAUGUUGGAAAUUAUAAGCAGAAACCUAUCUAAAUCAGACCAAAAAAAAUUAUCCUUCCGCCGUCUCUGACUGUAGCCUUCAGCGCAUUUUCUAUAUUAGCAGGUUAGGGUCGGGUGCGGGCCUCAGAUUUUCACUUUAUUACAAAUAGCCGGGCAUUUGCGGGUGGGUUAUUAGCAAUUGCGGGUGUGGGUGAACAAACAGCUGACCUGCGCACCACUAAUAGAUAUACUGUGUAGAGAAUCUAGAUAUACUCUUUCCAUGACAGACUGACCAGGUGAAAGAUAUGAUCCCUUAUUGAUGUCACCUGUUAAAUCCACUUCAAUCAGUGUAGAUGAAGGGGAGGAGACAGGUUAAAGAUGGAUUUUUAAGCCUUGAGACAAAUGAGACAUGGAUUGGGUAUGUGCCAUUGUGAGGGUGAAUGGGCAAGACAAGAUAUUUAAGUGCCUUUGAACGGGUUAUGGUAGUAGAUGCCAGGUGCACUGGUUUGAGUGUGCCAAGAACUGCAACGCACACUCAAGACAUCCCUUGUGUAUCAAGAAUAGUCCACCACCCAAAGGAUAUCCAGCCAACUUGACAACUGUGGGAAGCAUUGGAGUCAACAUGGGCCAGCAUCCCUGUGGAACGCUUUCGACACCUUGUAGUUCAUGCACCAACGAAUUGAGGCUGUUUUGAGGGCAAAAGGGAGUGCAGCUCAAUAUUAGGAAGGUGUUCCUAAUGUUUUGUCCACUCAGUGUAGAUAUGCAGAGCAGAGGUGUCACUCAUUCCAUGGAGGGCCUAGUGUCUGCUGGUUUUUGGUUUUUCCUUUCAAUUAAGACCUAGACAACCAGGUGAGGGGAGUUCCUUACUAAUCAGUGACCUUAAUUCAUCAAUCAAGUCCAGGGAGGAGGGAAAACCCGCAGACACUCUGCCUUCCGUGGAAUGAGUUUGACACGUGUAGUGCAGAGAAUCCAGAUGUAGAGAAAUGAGUUGUGUGGUCUGUUAGUAGUUGAUUAUAUUGUUGUUAGUUCAGGCCACAUUCUGAUUGGUCAAAACGUGUGUUCCAGACAUGUAUUAUCCACUAUAUGCAAUAAUGAGGGAGCUCUCCCUCACAGUCGAGACAGAAAUAUCCUCCAUUUUUUUAUUUGUAUUGUGUUUCAUCAAAUGUUGUCAUAUUGAGUAGUGAAACUAGUAGCUUCUUAGUAGUAAACUAAAAAGUCUAAACUGAAUGAUUUACAUGAUGACUGUGCAGACUGACUCUGAUCUAGUUCUGUGUCUCUUUCUCUUAGGCCUCACACCCUGAACAGUACGUCCAUGUCCAAGGCCUACCAGAGCACCUUCACCGGUGAGAUCAACACCCCCUACAGCAAGCAGUUUGUCCACUCCAAGUCCUCCCAGUACCGCCGUCUGAAGACAGAGUGGAAGAACAACGUCUACCUGGCCCGGUCCCAAAUCCAGGGCCUGGGGCUGUACGCUGCCAAGGACCUGGACAAACACACCAUGGUCAUCGAGUAUAUAGGAACCAUCAUCCGCAACGAGGUGGCCAACCGCCGCGAGAAGAUCUAUGAGGAACAGGUGGGUGGCUCUUGAAUAGUCUAGUAGUAGCAGUCAAUAGUCUUUGUUUUCUUAGUUUAUUUGGAUCCCCAAUAGCUGUUACAGUUACAACACUGGUCCCCACAAGAAGAGUAGCUGUGAUCAAUUGUUUAUUGAUUUUACACAACUUAACAAGAGGCUGAAAAGACAAAGGUUGUAAUAUAUUUGUCCAUAAUGUAUCAGUGGAUUGGAACAUUUAUGACCUCUCUUCCUUCUUGUUUUCUUCUAGAACCGUGGGAUCUACAUGUUCCGCACCAACAACGAGCAUGUGAUCGAUGCCACUCUGACCGGCGGCCCUGCUCGGUAAGUGUUGGUCUAUUUUCUCUUUCAUAUUAUGUUUGUCCCUGUCUCACCCUCUGUUUUCCUCUUCAGCUAUGUCAACCACUCCUGUGCGCCCAACUGUGUUGCCGAGGUGGUGACAUUUGACAAAGAGGAUAAGAUCAUCAUCAUCUCCAGUCGCAGGAUCCCCAAGGGAGAAGAGGUAAGACAGAGAGCCCUGGUCACAAUGCACAUGUACAUUUGAUAGUUUAUAUACAUACCGCAGUAUGUAAAGUCCUUUACAUUUUAAACUGGUUCUUUGGGGGUCUUGGUUGUGUUACGGUAAAGCAUGUUUGGACAACUAAACCAGGCUUUAUAAACACAUGUUACAGCAUAGUGUUGUUACUUACCCUCUGUUUCUUCUCCUAGCUGACGUACGACUAUCAGUUUGACUUUGAGGACGAUCAGCACAAGAUCCCUUGCCACUGCGGAGCCUGGAAUUGCCGAAAGUGGAUGAACUAA
Molecule: messenger RNA, 40314 nt
Organism: Coregonus sp. 'balchen'
Lineage: Eukaryota; Metazoa; Chordata; Actinopteri; Salmoniformes; Salmonidae
Source: the annotation of a GenBank genome assembly